AUGGCUUUCUCCCCGGUCUACUGGCUAUACUCCAUCAUUCAAUGGAUGCUCGACAAGAUCUUUUCUCCCCAUCCGCCGCCUCCGGGUACUCGACUCCGACGUCCUAAAAUCGCAGUAAUUGGAGCCGGCCUCACCGGGGUCUCUUCCGCAGCACAUUGUGUUGGUCAUGGCUUCGAGGUGACUUUGUUCGAGGCGGACGACAAGGAUCAUGUGGGAGGUAUAUGGACACAUGUCAAUUCGACUUCUGGCCUCCAAAUACACAGUGUUAUGUAUCGAUUCCAUCCAUCAAUCAAAUUUGACGGCGGUUAUCCGAAGCAGAAUCAGAUCGUCGACCAGGUACGACAGCUCUGGCAUCGUUAUGAUCUUGAUGAGAGGACAAAGUUCAACACCAAAGUCGAAAAGGUUUACAAGGACAAACAAGGACGCUGGAUCAUCAAUGAUCCCUCCAACGGCAGGUUUGAUGGCAUCAUUCCCGCGAUUGGAACAUGCGGCGAGCCCAAGAUGGCUCGUCUCCACGGCCAAGAGAACUUCAAGGGCGAGAUAUGUCACUCAUCUCAGCUGGACACCACGGACGCUAAGGGAAAGAGAGUCCUCAUUGUUGGUGGAGGUGCCAGCGCUGUCGAGGCAAUGGAGUGGGCCGUCAAUACAGGUGCUGCACAAAUCAAGGUUCUCGCACGAAGCGACAAAUGGAUCAUUCCACGAAACGCAUUUAUAGACGGGUUGCUCGCCUUCAACAUCUUUGGUCAGGAAACGCUUCUCUCUUGGAUACCCGAGAACCUGCUCCGCUUCUUCUUCUAUCGCGAUCUGAGGGAUAUCGCUCCGGCUGACCAGGGGCUGUUCACGGAAACGCCCAUGGUGAACAGUGACAUCUUCCAUCAAAUCAGGGCUGGCAAAGCUGCGUGGUUACGGGGCGAUAUCGAAGAAGUCCGUGAAGACGGCAUCUACUUCAAUCAUCGCGCCAAGGGUGUUCCCAAAGGUGGCCCAGGCCGGCACCAAUUGGUCGAAGGAGAUAUCAUCAUUAUGGCUACCGGAUAUAAGCGACCCAGUCUCGAAUUCCUACCAGACAAUGUGUUUGAAGAGGGCUAUAUGCCGCCUCGAUGGUUCAUUCAGUGCUUCCCUCCAGAAGAACCAUCUAUCUGUGCAAUCAACUCGACAUAUGUUUCGGCUAUUGGCACUGUGGGGAACUAUCAUAUCGGCAUCUACACACGGAUGCUGCUGAUGUUCCUUGCUGAUCCGCUGACCACACCUCAUACUUGGUGGAUGAAGCGAUGGGUGGACUUUACCAGUGCGAUCAAAUCGUUAGCCCCGACGAAAGCAUUCGACUUCUUCACCUACUCUGAACUCCUCUAUUGGUUCGGCUUCGUCACUUUGAUCAAUCCAUUCAGAUGGAAGUGGUUUUUCUUUGUGCUCUUCGGAAUUGGUCAGGACUUGCCGGCCAAGAUCGUGGAGCAGGAGGACAAGCUGAGAAAUGGAUUCGGCUAUGCGAAAAGCAAGAUGGACGAGUAG
Molecule: messenger RNA, 1506 nt
Organism: Exophiala viscosa
Lineage: Eukaryota; Fungi; Ascomycota; Eurotiomycetes; Chaetothyriales; Herpotrichiellaceae
Product: dimethylaniline monooxygenase (N-oxide forming)
Exons: 2
Coding region: 1-1506 (501 amino acids)
Molecular function (GO): NADP binding; flavin adenine dinucleotide binding; N,N-dimethylaniline monooxygenase activity
Source: RefSeq, a predicted model, not a curated record